GUUAGGUUGAACAGAGACGGAGAUGCUGUUGGUGUGACCGGCGGCGGAUGAACCGGAGUGUGUCGGUGUGAAACAGAGAGAAGACGGUCAGUGAGUCUCCGGUGGUCGCUCCGGUCCUCAGCGGUCAGUCUGAAACUUUUACCCGGAUCAUGGUUCAACACACGGAACAUGGCGGACCUAGGAUUCACAGCGGGUCCCGGGAGGCGGCGGACCCGGAGGACAGCGAGCUGCUGGCGGCCUCUGUGUGCGGCCCCGUGCCGCAGAAGGCGGACUGGUGUAAAACGGCCUCCGGUCACAUUAAACGGCCGAUGAACGCCUUCAUGGUCUGGUCCAAGAUCGAGAGGCGGAAGAUCAUGGAGCAGUCACCGGACAUGCACAACGCCGAGAUCUCCAAACGGCUCGGGAAGCGGUGGAAGAUGUUAAAGGACACCGAGAAGAUCCCGUUCAUCCGGGAAGCGGAGCGGCUCCGGCUCAAGCACAUGGCGGACUACCCGGACUACAAGUACCGGCCCAAGAAGAAGCCCAAGACGGACGGCUGCGCGUUUCCUACCGGGAAACUAGCGGCUCAGUCCCCGGAGAAAACCUCCGUCAGGCCGGUUUAUAAGAAGAAACUCUCCAAGUUGAAACCCAGUAAACCGGUAACGGGUCCGGGCCGAGCCAUCAGCCUCCUCCCGCAACACCAGCACCCGGACCCCCGGUACCGGUACGUGUUAACCACCAGCUUCAAACCCAACAAGUUCGGUAAACGGGACUUUACCGACGACGAGGAGGAAGAGGACGAUGAUGAAGAUGAUGAUGGAGGCGACUCGGAGGAGGAGCGGGAGUUUAAACUGGAGGAGGAGGAUGAGCCGUCCCGGUACAGCCUGGGUCUGAGCUCCGCCGCUGCCGAACCGGAGGGAACCGGCAUGUACGAGUCGUCCGGUCGGCUUUUCUACAGCUUUAAGAACAUCACCCGGCAGAGCACCGGCACCGGGACCGGCUCCUACCCGGCCUCCUUCUCACCCGCAUCCUCGUCCCGGUCCUCCUCCUCCUGCUGCGGGGAGGACCUGGACGACCUCCCGGCGGAGAGCACCGACUUCACCCUCAGCCUCCUCGCCGGCCUGCACGCCUCCUCUGAGCCGUGGAGCUCAUCGUCCAGCUCGGCCCCGGGGAACCUGGGUCUGUCCCUGGUGGACCUGGACCUGGACUCCUGCGGGUCUGAGCGCACCCUCGGGUCCCACUUCGACUUCCCGGAUCACUGCACCCCGGAGCUCAGCGAGAUGAUCGCCGGAAACUGGCUGGAGGUCAACUUCUCUGACCUGGUGUUCACCUACUGACCCCCCGAGAUGGACUCCAGGCCCGGGAGGGUCCUCAUCCUUCAGCCGGCUCAUGAGCCCCGGAGCCGGUCAGGGAGCGACAGGGUGACGGGCUUGCUGCUGCUCGGGAUCAGUGUGCGGGGAGCGGCUGGACACACACACACACACACACUGUGGUGCAGUAAACCACCUCAGCAGGUUUUAUGGAUUCAGUUUUUGUUGUGCGGAUCAGAAACUGAUCCGGUUUAUGCAGACUGACCUCUAAUGACCUCAGACAUCAGGACGGACACCUCCGUCCCUCCAGCUCCACCUGGACUCCUCUUGGACUCACCUGCACCCCUUUUGGACUCCUCCUGUAGGACUGUUUUAUGUGACUCAGUUUUUUAUUUGCUGUCUGAUGUUAAGCUCCAGGAAACCUUAUUUUGAUAAGAACAAACAUACCUCAUCUUUUUUAAGGAGUAAAGAUAUUUUCAGGAUUAUUUUUGUACAGUCGGAUUUUCAGGCACUUGUUGUGAAUAUAAUAAUUAAUCUGAGUUAUGAACAUGUGACCGACCUGCUGUUGUUUUAAACGUGUUCAGACAGGAAGUCAGACCUUUAUUAUGAAAGGGAGGAAGUUGUAUAUGUUGUGUAAAAUAGUUAAAGUUGGAUUUUCUGUUACAUGUUUUAUUUUUGGCACGUUUGUUUUUCUCAUCAUUUUGGUGCAAUAUAAAGAAAAGUGAAAAAUUAAAGGACCAACAGAUUAUGAUUUUUUUUUUUUUGUAGCAGAGAAACUGCGUUAACAUGUCCUUAUGAUGAAGUCUGAAUGUUGACAUCUGAAUAAAUCAGCUGGGACUGAGUCAGGUUUGA
This is a messenger RNA of Epinephelus moara (kelp grouper), 2141 nucleotides long. Its product is annotated as transcription factor Sox-11-like. The record is from RefSeq and is a predicted model, not a curated record. The transcript has a single exon. Gene Ontology annotation, molecular function: RNA polymerase II cis-regulatory region sequence-specific DNA binding; DNA-binding transcription activator activity, RNA polymerase II-specific. Lineage: Eukaryota; Metazoa; Chordata; Actinopteri; Perciformes; Serranidae. The coding region runs from base 150 to 1316 and encodes 388 amino acids. Gene Ontology annotation, biological process: anatomical structure morphogenesis; positive regulation of transcription by RNA polymerase II; neuron differentiation.